Penicillium odoratum is the source of this 945-nucleotide messenger RNA. RefSeq names its product putative bZIP transcription factor (Fcr3) (gene rsmA). NCBI's taxonomy places the organism in Eukaryota, Fungi, Ascomycota, Eurotiomycetes, Eurotiales, Aspergillaceae. The record is from RefSeq and is a predicted model, not a curated record. Gene Ontology annotation, molecular function: transcription cis-regulatory region binding; DNA-binding transcription activator activity, RNA polymerase II-specific. The coding region runs from base 1 to 945 and encodes 314 amino acids. Gene Ontology annotation, cellular component: RNA polymerase II transcription regulator complex. The transcript is spliced from 3 exons.
AUGGACUACAACUAUCAUGGCCAGCAAUCCCACCCCUACUCAAUGUACGGGCUGCCAACCCCCGAUCAAGCACCGCACCAAUCCGACGACGCCCUACACAACCCAUUUCCCGUGAAUGCCUAUAACCAAUAUUUCCCCGGCCUGGAAAACACUUUGCGUAUCGACCCCUCAUCUUUUGUCCCGCCACCGCAUUCACCCCCGGACUCUUUCACCAAGCACUCCGUCUCCUCGAGUAAUGACUAUGGCAACAAUUCAAAGCUCGACCCGUCUUCGAUCGACGGCGAUGAAAAUCAUUUUGCAGAUGGCAUGACUCGCAGUAGUAGCGAGGAGAAGGAUUCCAUGACUCCGGCGCAAAGCAAGCGCAAGGCGCAAAAUCGUGCAGCUCAACGAGCCUUCCGCGAGCGAAAAGAGCGUCAUGUCAAAGACCUCGAAGACAAAGUUCACUCCCUGGCCGAAGCCUCCAGUACCCUUCAAGCAGACAAUGAGCGCCUCAAGCGUGAACUUGCCAAAUUCGCUACAGAAAAUGAAAUCCUUCGCGCAACAUCCGGCUCCAUGAAUGGUGGUGGCUCUCACAACCCCGCCAGCGCACAAGAACAGCCCGCAGUCACAGGUCCGAUGAAAUACACCCCCACAGACUUCUAUUCCACUUUGAUGCCCGAGGGCUCCGGGUGGGGUCCUGCACCAGGAAGCAGUGCCACUGCACCGCCGGCUUCACAUCGGGUUAUGGUGUGUGAAAUGACUGGGGAGAGAUUGCUUGAUGCCGGUGCUACGUGGGAUUUUAUCCAGGGUCAUGAGCUCUUUAAGGCGGGGCAGGUAGAUAUUGGGGAUAUUGCGGAUCGGCUUAAGGGGUUGGCUCAGUGUAAUGGGCAAGGGCCUGCUUUUAAGGAGGGGGAGGUAAGGAGGGCUAUCGAGGCGAGUGCUGCUGAUCGGGAUGAGUUGAUCUAA